ACAAUGUCUGUCUUCAAUAGCUCUGCUAUGGACCCGCGCUUCCUUCUGACAGGCUUCUCAGGCCUUGAAAGCAGAUAUGGCUUGAUUUCCCUCCCCAUCUUCUUUGUUUAUGCCACCUCAGUUGCAGGGAACAUUACUAUCCUCUUCAUCAUCAGAACUGAGCCUUCCCUCCACCAACCAAUGUACUACUUUCUGUCAAUGUUGGCACUUACUGACCUGGGCCUGUCCACUACAACCUUGCCUACAAUGUUCAGUGUCUUCUGGUUCCAUGCACGGGAGAUCUCCUUCAACACUUGUCUGGUCCAGAUGUACUUCAUUCAUGUUUUCUCCAUUAUUGAGUCAGCUGUGCUGUUAGCCAUGGCCUUUGACCGCCUGGUGGCCAUCCGAGAGCCCUUGCGCUAUGCAGCCAUUCUAACCAAUGGUGUCAUCAGUGGCAUUGGAUUGGCAAUUGUAGGAAGGGCUUUGGCUCUGGUCUUUCCAGCUUCCUUCCUCCUUAAGAGGCUUCAAUAUCGGCCUGUCAAUAUUCUCUCCUACCCUUUCUGCCUGCACCAGGACCUCAUAAAGACAACUGUGUCCAGCCGUCGAGUCAGCAGCAUCUAUGGCCUCAUAGUGGUCAUUUGCUCCAUGGGACUCGAUUCAGUGCUCCUCCUCCUCUCCUAUAUCCUCAUCCUUGGCACAGUGUUGAGUAUAGCCUCCAAAACAGAGAGGGUGAGAGCUCUCAAUACCUGUAUCUCCCACAUCUGUGCUGUCCUUACCUUCUACACACCAAUGAUUGGGCUAUCUAUGAUCCGUCGUUAUGGGCAGAAUGCUUCCUCAAUUGUCCAUGUGCUCAUGGCCAACGUCUACUUGCUGGUUCCACCCCUCAUGAACCCCAUUGUCUACAGUGUCAAAACCAAGCAGAUUCGAGACAGAAUUCUCAAGAAAUUCAAACAACAGAAAGUUUAG
Messenger RNA from Artibeus jamaicensis (Jamaican fruit-eating bat), 945 nucleotides. Its product is annotated as olfactory receptor 51G2-like. The transcript has a single exon. NCBI's taxonomy places the organism in Eukaryota, Metazoa, Chordata, Mammalia, Chiroptera, Phyllostomidae. Gene Ontology annotation, molecular function: G protein-coupled receptor activity; olfactory receptor activity. Gene Ontology annotation, cellular component: membrane. Gene Ontology annotation, biological process: G protein-coupled receptor signaling pathway. Bases 4 to 945 code for a protein of 313 amino acids. The record is from RefSeq and is a predicted model, not a curated record.